UCCAUUGGAAAGGGUCUUCUUGUUAAGGGAUGAUGAUUGAUAACCCUUUGUAGUUAGCUCAGUGAAUAUCUCUUUGUUUUGCAACGUUAAGAUCUUUGAGAAAGAUGGGGGGUUUUCUUAUGCCUUGUUGAAGCUUUCUUGGUUUCCAGUUUAUGAAAAGGGUCUUCUUGUUAAGGGAUGAUGACCCUAUGUAGGUAGCUCAUUGAAUAUCUCUUUGUUUUGAAAAGUGGAGAUUUUUGAGAAAGGUGGGAUCUUUUCUUAUGAUUAUUGAAGCUCUUCUUGGUUUCUAAACUGAUACUAUGGUUCCUGUUUUCUCCAUCAUUUUGCUGAAUUGUCCAUUAAAAAGGGCCUUCUUAUUAAGGGAUGAUGAUGACCAUUUGCUGUUGUCACUCUGAGUUUAUUUAGAAAAAAAGUAACUGUUGUGGCAGCAAUAAUUUGGGUUAUGUCUGUUCAGCUUAUUCAAUUCUUGUACUUGCCUAUUUCAAGAACUGCUGGUUCAUGUUAAAGAUUGUCCUUUUUUCUGUAUUAAACUAUGUUAUUUCAUGUAAAUGUGUUGAUUAAAUCCAGAAAUUAUUACAAUAGCUGCAAAGUUGAAGGUAUCAUCAAUUUCAGAUACUUACUGACAAUGGGGGCUUCAGAAGCUGCCCUACAACUUUUAUCCGGUAAGCUUUCAUGUCAAGUCCGAACAAGUUCAAUCUUGGCGAAGUCAAACUCUUUACUUUGCUAUGAACGUUGUUUUAAAGCUAGAAAUUGCGGGGACUGGAGGUAUAAGCAGAUAAAGGGUUUAAAAAAGCUGCAAGAUUGCUCGAGUUUACAUGCUUUUCGUGGCUUACAUAGUGUUUUCCGGGGUGAAAAGAUUCAUAAUCGGUCCAAUUUAUCGAUCUGCAAUUGCCAACAACCUGAAAGAGUCAGUGAGACAAUCAUUAAAGGUGGAAAUCGAAAGUCGAUGCACACUGUGCCUCCAAAGAUUCCAAAUCUUACUCCAGAUGAACAGAACAUGAAGCAGGAAAAUGGAGCUAGGCCUUUCAGUGAAGGUUUUAAAACUGCUGCCUCAGUUAAUAGUAGGCCUAGAACUAACACGGAGUCUAUUGAGGAUGAAGCGUGGCAUUUUUUGCGAGCUGCCAUGGUUUAUUACUGUGGCAGCCCAGUUGGAACUAUAGCUGCUAAUGAUCCAAGUGAAGCAACUAUGCUAAACUAUGAUCAAGUAUUUAUACGUGAUUUUAUACCUUCUGGGAUAGCAUUCCUUCUAAAAGGAGAAUAUGAUAUUGUGAGGAACUUUAUACUUCACACGCUUCAGUUGCAGAGUUGGGAGAAAACAAUGGAUUGCUAUAGUCCAGGUCAAGGACUUAUGCCUGCCAGCUUCAAAGUGCGUACAAUUCCACUUGAUAAUGACGAAUCUGCAACAGAAGAUGUACUGGAUCCAGACUUCGGCGAGGCAGCAAUUGGUCGAGUUGCACCUGUGGAUUCAGGAUUAUGGUGGAUUAUAUUGUUGCGAGCAUAUGGGAAAUGCUCUGGAGAUCUUUCUCUUCAGGAGAGGGUUGAUGUCCAAACUGGAAUGAAGAUGAUACUCAGGCUAUGUCUUGCAGAUGGCUUUGAUAUGUUUCCCACUUUGCUGGUGACUGACGGUUCUUGCAUGAUAGAUCGUCGCAUGGGAAUCCAUGGCCACCCUCUGGAAAUUCAGGCGUUAUAUUAUUCGGCCUUACUUGGUGCACGGGAGAUGCUUGCUCCAGAGGAGGCAUCAACAGACCUUGUUAGGGCACUUAACAAUCGUUUGCUAGCAUUGUCAUUUCAUAUUAGGGAAUACUACUGGAUCGAUGUGAAAAAAUUGAACGAGAUUUAUAGAUACAAAACGGAGGAAUAUUCAUACGAUGCAAUCAAUAAGUUUAAUAUAUAUCCAGAUCAAAUUCCUCCCUGGCUGGUGGAAUGGAUGCCUAGUGAAGGGGGUUAUCUUAUAGGAAACCUGCAGCCAGCUCACAUGGAUUUCCGGUUCUUUUCACUUGGGAACGUUUGGUCCAUCGUAAGCAGUCUUGCUAACAUAGAUCAGUCACAUGCCAUUUUAGAUCUUAUUGAAGCCAAAUGGGAGGACUUAGUAGCUGAUAUGCCACUGAAGAUAUGUUAUCCUGCUCUUGAGGGCCAGGAAUGGCGCAUUAUUACUGGUGGUGAUCCGAAAAACACGCCUUGGUCUUACCAUAAUGGAGGAUCCUGGCCAACGUUGCUCUGGCAGCUGACUGUGGCAUGCAUAAAAAUGAAGAGGCCUGAAAUUGCUGAAAAAGCAAUUAAGAUCGCGGAAAGACGCAUAUCCAGAGACAGGUGGCCUGAAUACUACGAUACAAGGCGAGGAGGGUUCAUCGGGAAACAGGCACGUCUCUUUCAGACUUGGACUAUUGCAGGAUAUCUAGUAGCAAAGCUACUUAUUGCCAAUCCAGAGGCUGCAAAGAUGGUAAUCAAUGUGGAGGAUACAGAACUUCUAAGUGCUUUUUCAAGCAUACUGAGUUCAAACCCAAGACGAAAACGUUCACGAAAAAGAGUUAAACAGUCUUUCAUCAUAUGAUAGUUUUCUUUUUGUUACUUAAGCCUUAGUGUGUACUAUUGACCUGAGAUGAGCUCAAAUGGAAUGAUAUUGUCAGUGGAGAUUCAUAUAGUCGACUCCCAAAAUGCUCAAGAUUGAAGCAUACUUUGUGUUGUUACAUAAAAGUCUUUGUAUAGUUACUAUAUCUGUCCGAUAUACAUAUUAGUAUUUUUCCCGCAUGUC
Molecule: messenger RNA, 2752 nt
Organism: Solanum stenotomum
Lineage: Eukaryota; Viridiplantae; Streptophyta; Magnoliopsida; Solanales; Solanaceae
Product: alkaline/neutral invertase E, chloroplastic-like
Exons: 6
Coding region: 533-2551 (672 amino acids)
Biological process (GO): sucrose catabolic process
Cellular component (GO): chloroplast
Molecular function (GO): endo-alpha-N-acetylgalactosaminidase activity; sucrose alpha-glucosidase activity
Source: RefSeq, a predicted model, not a curated record